CUUUUAAAGAUGGAUCACAGAAAGAUUUGUUAAACCUUACAGGGACGAUUCCUAUGAAGUUUCAGGGAAACUUGUACAACAUACCCAUAUGUCUCUGGAUCCUAGACUCCCACCCGUUUGCUCCACCUCUCUGUUUCCUGAAGCCAACUGAAAAUAUGGGCAUUCGAGUUGGGAAACACAUAGACGUAGAAGGAAGGAUAUAUCUUCUUUACCUACAGAACUGGAGUCACCCAAAGUCCACUGUCAUCGGUUUGCUUAGAGAAAUGGUGCAGACGUUUGAGGAAGAGCUCCCUUUAUAUUCACUAUCAGUGGCGGAUGCGGCCAGACAACAGGAGCUGCUGUCGUACAUUUCACAGGUCACAGAUGGUGUAUCUAGUGUUGAUUUGACCACGAAAAGCAGAGGCAAAGUUACAGUCAUUGGAGGGGGAGACUUGGCUAUAGCUUGUUUAUUGGCAAUAUCUGCAAAAGGUGUAGCUGAUAAGACCCUCCUUCUUGAUAUCAGCGAGAGCGGAAAUAAAGGCACGGGCGCCAUGGACCUCAAUAUCUUCUGCGUCCCGAAUGUGGAAGUUAGCAGUGAAAUCUCAUCCAUCGCUGGCUCAAAGGUUGUUGUUAUUACGGUAAAUGCCUGGAGCAAUGAUCAGUCUUACAUUGGUGUCCUCCAAAGCAACGUGGACAUGUUACGUGGGCUUAUUCCAGCGGUUGCCUCCCAUUGUCCAAAUAGUGUACUGCUUGUGGCAUCUCAGCCAGUUGAGAUAAUGACAUACGUGACGUGGAAACUAAGUGGAUUUCAGCACAAACAAGUUAUAGGGAUUGGAUGUAACCUGGAUUCUAGCAGAUUUCAACAUAUUAUAGAGAAGGUGCUAAAUUUCCAAGAUAACACGCAGGAAGCCUGGAUUAUUGGUGAACACGGCGAAAACAAAGUGCCUGUUUGGAGUGAUCAGGAUUCAAUGAAUAAUCAGCCCUGUCCAAAAUUAUAUCCCCAGAUCUUCCACGAGCAGCUGACAAGCAGAGCCAUGGAGAUACUGAAAGGAAAAGGCCAGAGAUCAUGGUCUGUUGGUCUGUCUGUAGCAGAUAUAACAAACACCAUAGUACAAAAUAAAGGGUCAAUACAUUCAGCCUCCUCUUUAGCUAAGGGUUAUUUUGGGAUCCAGGAAGAGGUGUUUUUAAGCCUGCCUUGUUUCCUUGGAACUCGUGGGGUUCUUGGAAUUACUAAGACCAUAACAAAAGAUGAUCAAACUUUUGAAACUCUCAGGAAAAGUGCCAAAGACAUUCACAGGUUGCAGCAGCAGCUAAAAUUAUAAAAAAUAAUAAUAAAAAAACACAUCUGGAGCAGGACUCACGUGUGAUACAGGAAACAAAAAUCAUUAUGAAAUGAAGAAACGCAAUAUAACCCUGAGCAGCGUGAGAGCGCGCUGUGCCUCGCAUUAUGUUAGUGUUUGAAAAGAUCUACUAUAGAAGAGUGUAUGGUGUAAUAUAAAGGUUUUUGUAUCUUCAUAAUAUUCCCCAUUUCUAUUUUUGAACAGAUCUGUUUGUUUUAUAUGGGAGUCUAAUGUUUAUAACCAUUUAAUGUGUUUGUAAAUAUUUACUCCAGCUUUGUUUUCUUUACAAAAAAAAAAGUACAAGCAAUCUUUGAUUUCAUUAGGUUUUGGCAGUACUGUCGGUUUUGUUCUUUAUUCACAGAAGACAAAAAAAAUUUGUUUUUAAUGAGCUAUCUGUGCUACUCAUCAUAUUUACGUUGUAUUCUAAAUUGAUUAAAAUAUUGGAAAAAUCACAAACAUUUUGACACAGCCGGGCCAUGUGACUAACGUUGCGGAUUAGAUCAACUGCAGUUUCCCCUCAGGACCAGCAGUGUUCUUCAUCUCCUGAGUGGUACUUCUACUAUGUGUUUAACCCAUUUGCAGGGAGGAGGGUUAAACACAUAGAAGUGCAGGGUGCUUACAAAUUAGAGCAUGCAAUUUUUCGACAAGGCCCUUUAAAGAUGUUAGUGCUACAUUUUGCAGGUACCAACACUGAGCUGCAUCUUUUUCAACACAAUGUUCUGUAUCUUGUCUUUGUUACAUUCUUCCUUCUAUCUUAAAGGUACAGUAAAUACUAUAAAAUUGCAAUAUGAAAUGUUUCAUUAAGUAUAGUAAAAAAAAAACUGCUAA
Bombina bombina (fire-bellied toad) is the source of this 2147-nucleotide messenger RNA. It is a transcript of the gene UEVLD, whose product is annotated as UEV and lactate/malate dehyrogenase domains. Gene Ontology annotation, cellular component: ESCRT I complex. Gene Ontology annotation, molecular function: oxidoreductase activity, acting on the CH-OH group of donors, NAD or NADP as acceptor; ubiquitin binding. NCBI's taxonomy places the organism in Eukaryota, Metazoa, Chordata, Amphibia, Anura, Bombinatoridae. The record is from RefSeq and is a predicted model, not a curated record. Gene Ontology annotation, biological process: carboxylic acid metabolic process; protein modification process; endosome to lysosome transport.